Mesocricetus auratus (golden hamster) is the source of this 8971-nucleotide messenger RNA. It is a transcript of the gene Znf804b, whose product is annotated as zinc finger protein 804B. Lineage: Eukaryota; Metazoa; Chordata; Mammalia; Rodentia; Cricetidae. The coding region runs from base 327 to 4340 and encodes 1337 amino acids. The transcript is spliced from 4 exons. Gene Ontology annotation, cellular component: nucleus. The record is from RefSeq and is a predicted model, not a curated record.
CCCUGGUGGAUCCAGGAAGUUGUCCUUUAAAAAGCGCAUCUUCAGCCCGCUUUUGAGCACCGCCUCGUCAGAGCAGCAUGAGGACUGGUUCGCCAGGCCCCCUAAGUGUUCUGGGGCUGCCACCACCGCCUCAGUCCGAGCAACCGCUGUGGGCAGAGAGAGCCACUCGCAGGUCGACAAGCAGGGGCACAGGGGCUCUGCAUUCCCCGCUUGCUGCUGGCCUCUUCUCCUCUGGAGGUGGCACUCACUGUUGCUGCUGAGAAGCCAGCCUGCAUUUCCCUGCCUGUUGGUGAGGAGUUGAGACAGCUCCUCCAGCCAGGACACACAUGGCUUGUUACCUGGUCAUCAGUUCCAGACAUCUCAGCAAUGGGCACUACAGGGGCAUUAAGGGAGUCUUCAGAGGUCCCCUCUGCAAGAAUGGAUCUCCGUCUCCGGAUUUUGCAGAGAAGGAGAAAUCCACAACAAAGGCUCUGGAAGAUGCAAAAGCAAACUUUUACUGUGAAUUAUGUGACAAGCAGUAUCACAAACACCAGGAGUUUGACAAUCAUAUUAAUUCUUACGACCAUGCUCAUAAGCAGAGACUGAAAGAAUUAAAGCAACGAGAAUUUGCUCGAAAUGUAGCUUCCAAGUCAUGGAAAGAUGAGAAGAAACAAGAAAAAGCACUUAAGCGACUCCAUCAGCUGGCUGAGCUGAGGCAGCAAUCUGAAUGUGUUUCUGGAAAUGGACCAGCAUACAAAGCCCCCAGGAUAGCCAUGGAAAAGCAGCUCCAGCAGGGAAUUUUCCCAGUUAGGAAUAGCAGAAAGGUCUCCUGCAUGAAGAGCACCCUUCUCCUCAAGGGAAAGAACCUCUCCAGAAGCACCACGGAUAAGCAGCGAUUUGCCCCACCCAACAGACAAUAUCUACAGUCAGAUAGACGGUACCUGUUUGGAAACAAGAUGACACAAACAUCUUCAGAUGUCAGCAAUGCAAACCACAGGACAGGAGUUUCCUUUUCAUUUUCAAAAAAAGCCUAUCUAAAACUAGAAUCCUCAGCCUCUGUUUUCAGCGAGAACACAGAAGACACCCAUGAUUGUAACAAGUCACCCACCUAUAAAGCUAAACACACAGUUGAGAAAUGCAUGUGUUGCAGCUUUGCAAAUGACGAUCCACACCUUGCUAAGGAAAGAGGCAUCAUCUCACCAAGCCAUCUGGAAUGUGUUUUGAACAGCACCUUCUCGAUGAACUCCAAAAUGUCACAAAACAAAAAUGAGAGACUGAAAGAUUCAUCAGGCAUUCAUGCUUCUUUGUCUAGGUCUAACCUCCAUCUUUCUGAAAGAGAUUUUACUCUUUCCAGCAGAGAGAAAGAAAUUAGAAACACAUUGAAGGACACUUCAGAAAACUGCAUUAAACACCCAUGCCAAACAAAUGAAUCCACCACUCCACUAAACAUUUGCAAGCACAGUGACAACAGUUGGUGUGAAAGUCUGGAUGAGUUUCUGCCUUCUGGGCCAAGGGAACAGAAGAUGAGAGCACAUCUGAAUUCUAACUCCACAAAGGAAGACAGAGUGAAGUCCUUAGAUGAAGCAGAAAGAGUUAACGACGAUGUACGAAGACUUUGCACAGAAGGUUGUCCACAUGAUCUAAAAUCCAAACCAUUGCCCUUUCUCCAUGUGCAGAGCAAGGAUGGCCACACCACUCUACAGUGGCCUACAGAACUUCUGUUCUUUACCAGAACAGAACCGUGCAUAUCAUAUGGCUGUAAUCCAUUAUAUUUUGAUUUCAAACUUUCACGAAACACAAAGGAUGAACAUAAUUCAGAGAGUGUAAGAAGAGAACUGGAGAAUGAGGCUUUGGAAGUGAAACCAAAGACAGAGAGCCAAGUCUCAGGUUUAAUUAACGAACAACAAAAAAUGACCCAAGAUAAUCAAUCUCUAAAGCCAAGGAUGAUUAUAGCUAACCCAGAUUGGGAAAAGUUCCAGAACAAAUAUAAUUUGGGCUACAAUGAUUCUGGUUCUAGCAUGAGUGAGCAUGAUAGUCUAAGAGACUUGGAAAUGAGAAGUCCUGAAGUGCCUGCUUACCUUAAUCUGUCUCUAAAGGAUGGCAUAAGGAAGGAUAAUGCUUGUGGUAUUGAAUUUAAGGAACCUUCAAAUGUCCACUGGCAAGGCUGCAAAGGGGCAAUUCUACACAAUGCUCAGGAGGGUCUUUCAUGCUCUCCUCACAUCUCUAGGACUAAAAAGCAUAAACUGAAUCCCUGCAGUCCAUGUUCAGAGUUUGAAGAAGAAAACCAAUGUAGCUGGAAUUUGAGUCCUCAUACAUCAGAGGGUCAAGUUGAAUACAGGAAAGAUAUCACUGAGAGUUUAACUCACUGCAAUAUCAGCCUGGCCAGCAGAGUGUCUCCAAGUGGCAAACAAAGUUAUGACAGAUGUUCUCCAAAGCCACCUCUGAGUGACCAUCCCAGAACUUGGGAUGAGUCUCCCAGAAACAUGUCCAGCUGGAGAAACAUGUGUUCUAGUCAUCGGUCCAAUGGCAGGGGCAGCAGUCAUUUGCUCUACGUUUGUAAAACAGAAUGUGACUCAAUUGAAAGGCACAUGUGGAAACACAGGAAGCACAAGUGCCUCUACUUGUCUGAUGUGCCAAUAAGCAGUCAGUGUCCCCAGUCAGAAACUCAGAGGGACAGGAAUGAUAAAUCAUGGGACUCACUGAAAAGUAAAAAACAGUCAAAACACAGAAACUGUCACUGUAAAGAAAGAUAUAAAUUGGGUAAAAAUCAACAAUUUGCAGGGACCAAACCAAUGAGAACUUUCCACUGUGAUUCCAGUUCACAGAUGUCCCUUGACGAAAAUAGUGAAAAGCAGUUUAAUGGCCUAGGACCUCAGCACAGCAAAUCAGGAUCCUAUUUGAGACGGAGAGCAUACUGUUUAAAUAAAAACAAGAGAAGCCAAAAGUCUUUGGCCAGCCUUCACCUUUGUGAUGUGGAAAAAGUCAGGUGCAGACAAUGCAACUUGGGCAGUCUCAACUACCUUUUAAGGAACUGUGUAGCUGGCCCUUCAGAAUCCACACAAUCAAAAUUUCCAGCUGGAGAAGGUCCUUCCCUGACAGCCAAGGGUCUUUUAGAAAGAGUAAAAGCCAAGAAGUGUCAGGAGAAAUUAACUAAGCUUGAGGUCUCUUCAAAGAGUGAUCUAAAACAUUCAAACACCCAUUCACAAAUCUCACACACACUUCAGCCUGGAUCACCAAGCUAUAACAGAACAACAUUGCCUUUUUCAGAGAAGACACAACAAAUGGGCAAAAGAACAAAUGACAGGGGCAAUAAGAUUCACAAGUCUUUUGACAAAGACAAAAUGAAAAGCUCACAAAGAAAUAAUUUUACUAUUUUAACAGACACUGAAUGUGAUAACUAUCUCUCCAAAGGCACGAAUCCAGUAAUGAACUCUCAGACUUUAAGCAGAAAAGAGAGCCAGACAACAAAAGAACAAUCUGAAUCUUCAAUUAGUGAAGGCCAGCCUUUUUUUGGAAGCUGUGACCCAGUACCAAAUGAUUUCCUUGGUGCUUUUCCAUCUAAUAGAUAUACUGGUGUAACAGAGACCAAAGAGGACCAGAUAAAUCAAGACUUACAAGAUGUAAGCAUGUCUAUGAAUCAUGUAGAGGGGAAUAUAAACUCUUACAGUGACAGGACUAUGCAGAAGCAUGACAAAGUGGAAGAUGAGUUAGAAGUGUGUCAUAAAUCUCUCUCCCCACCUUUAAUUCAACAGCCAAUAACAUUUUCUCCUGAUGAAAUAGAUAAGUACAAGCUUCUCCAGCUACAAGCCCAGCAGCACAUGCAGAAACAGCUCCUGUCAAAGCAUCUCCGCGUAUUGCCUGCUGCGGGGCCCACUGUCUUCUCUCCGCCCUCAGCUGUGCAGACAGUUCCUGUCCACCAGCACACAUCCAUCACCACCAUCCACCACACAUUCCUACAGCAUUUUGCUGUUUCUGCUUCCAUAAGCUCCCACAGCAGCCCCCUCCCUAUAGCUCAUCUGCACCCACUGUCACAACCACAUUUCACUCCUAUUUCAUUUUCAGCCGUGGCUCCAACCAUCAUCCCUGCACACCCUACUUUCCUAGGACAUCCACUGCAGUUAGUUACCGCUGCCCCCUUCCAUUCAUCACAUGUAGCAUUUCAGACACUGCCUCCUACAGCGUUUAUCCCCACAUUGUUUGGUCCUCAUUUCAAUCCAGCCACAACUUCUAUCUUCCAUUUGAAUCCUUUAAUCCAACCAGUGCUACAAGGACAAGAUCUUUGUCAUCACUCUUGUUCCAACCAGAUGCAACAGUUAAAUAGUGUGAAAGAGGCCUUAAAUAUGUCGGUACACUUGAACUAAUCGUUAUGACAACUCGUCUUAUGAAUAAAUAACACGAACUGUCUCUACCUGCAAAACAAUGCAUUAACACCAUCUCCCCCAUUACUACAAGGUUUAAAAUAACGGUGCCAAGUCCAAAUGUAAUUCAUACAUAAAUAUAAACUUAAUUAUCAUAAUAGAAAUGGGAGAAUUUUUAGAACAUGUUCUGGCAAAAAUAAUACAUCAAAUUAAAAUAAUUUUCUGGGAAGGAAUGUUAGGAAGUAUUAAAGCAUGGUUUAUGAUAUGUCAUCAAUGAAUGAUGAAACUGGUAAAAGAAAACACUCUGGAACAUGACAAAUAUGAAGGAAAAAUAGAAUACCCUAUGUUUGAAGUGUUUGAUGAGUGAGUGGUGAAUGAAUAUGAAUUUCAGCUUCAUUUUUCAGAUAAUAUUAAAAUGAACCAAUGAUUAAGGAUAAUUUCUUUUUACAUAGCUUUCUUAGAAUCUAAGAUAUAUUCUGAUUUACAGAAGCUGAAAACAACUACACAAAGUAACUUUACAAUUCUUGAAAUUCUGUAAAAGAUCAUUUUGCUUCACUACAUAUGUAACUAUAUCAAGAUCACCUUUUAUUAAUCAAUAGCAUCAGGAAUUAAUAAUGUUUAAAUUUUGUAUCAGAAUGUAUACAAAAGAUAUUAUUAUUAUUAUUUGAUAAUUCAAAGUAAAAUAUCCAUACAAUAACAUUUUACACAUAUUGAUAAUUGUUUCAAAUAUAAGAACUAAAAAAGUUAAGUUUUCUUUAAAACUCAGAAACUUCAUUGUGUUCAGGAAUAAGAAACAUGAGACUUAGAAAUGAUAAAUUUUAUGAAGGUAAACCAAGUUAUCCUCCAUGUGAUUGCAAAUAUUAAUUCAAAAGACUUCCUGGCCUAUAGAAUUUUCACUUCUUGUAUUAUAUGUGAAUGGUCAUAUAUUUGGUGUAUAAUUUAAUAUCCUUAUAGUUAUGAAAGUAUUACAUCUCCUGUAUCUAUGGGUUUCUGAAAAGUGACAUUGACAGAGGAGAAUGUGGCCACUAUCUGACAAUGAGGUGAAGAUGUAACCUCAAACACAAUGGUGGAAAGAGCAACACUUACUCAGCUCUGGAGGAAGGCAUCUGCAUUCUCCAAAUGCAUGCAUUUCACUGCAGGCAAGUGAAGCACUUAGUCCACUUUAUCCUAUUCCUCACAUCUGCAGAGUUCAAUAUUAUCAUUCUUCAUGUCAUCAAUGCAGUUGAAAAAUUAAACAGCUGUUUUUCGUGUAUGGUAGAAAGACACUAAUUUUCUCCUAAAGAGACAGCAUGAGGAAAAAAGGAAAUAAAUAAAUAAAUCUGAAAGGUUAACAUAAAGAAGAAAUGUACUUACCAAAGUAACAUCAAACAUUUGUUUAUUGGCCCAUUUAUUGGAAUAUAGAAGGGGCAGAGUCUGCCCUAUGUAAAAUAAAAUGAAUAAAAAGAAAGACACCUAUCAAACAGCAAGAAAGCCCAUACUUGCAUAUAAUUCCACAAAAGUAACUGUUAAAGUUAUUGCAUUUUGGGUAAAAUAUCCUAAGAAGAAAAAAGUUGAAAUACUACUACAAAUAUAGGAAAUAACCUCCCCAAAUCAAAAUAUAUUGUGGAUAAUUAGUUUCUCAAUAGAAUUAUAAACAUGGCCCAAAGGCCAAGACAGAGUGAUUCUGAAUAGUAAAUAGAGAGCUCAUUACAGCAAGACAGAACAUCUGAUUGAUACUUAAAUUGCCUUGGAGACCAUCAAGAAUCUCAAAAAGCUAAAUCAGGGAACCUUUCUACUGGGCACUUAGAUAUAUCAAUGUAAGUGGAUAGUUUGGAAAUGACUGUUCCAUCUUGCAGGAGAAUGAUGAAAGUGCUCAGUGGAUAUUCCACCUCAUACAAUGGAAAAAGGGCAUUGACACCUAACAAAAAUAACUUGUAUUCCAAUGUGACAAGUCAUAAAACCUGUAACAUCACAUCAGGGGAAGGUACAGCAGUCAUGACACUUUCUGUUUCCAUUUUUAAGGAAUGCAUCCUUAAAAACAUAAACAGAAAGAAGUCUAAGAAUAUUCUGAAUUCUAAAUUAGAGCCAUUAAAACACAGUCUUAUGGAUCAUACUUUGAGCACCACAUCCGUCAAAUUAUUUGAUAAUUGAUUUGAGCAAUUUUCUAUUACAUGAUAAAUCUGUGGAAUAGAUUUUUGUGAGUUCACUCUUUACACUUAGUCAUUGGGCCUUUUUGUGUAUUUUUCCAAGAAGCAAGAUUAAAUUAAAGAUAAAUUCUGUUGAGAAUGGCUGCAAAGUAUUUACAUACACACACACACACACAUAUACAUAUAUAUAUAUAUAUAUAUAUAUAUAUAUAUAUAUGUUCACAUGUGGCCCAUGAACACACAUGUGUCUAUUCUGUCUCUAAAUAUUCAGAGUCAUUCCACCAUCAUAUGCCUCAAUGAAUUCAGAGAUGAUAAAAGAAAGUGAGCACUUUGUGUGAUGUACUAACAAUGAGUAAAGACCAUUUUCUUAAUCACUAUCAGAAGUUUGAAGAAAAAAAGGCAAUGUGGCUAUAAAAUCUGUUCUCUGACUUUUAUGUUCACCUUUGUACAAGUUAUAAGCAAUGAAAUAUGAGAUUUAAUUCGACAGUGGAGAAUGAUUUACAAAGUUCCUAAUUCCGAGACUUUGAUUCCCCCAUCACCUUGUAGGAAAACAUUUCAGAAUGAUCUGAAAUAUCUAUCUCACAGAAAAUGGGUUUGAUGGUGCCUGCUUUUUCAGGCUGUUAGGUCUUCAUGGAAUCUCUCUUAUCAUUGGGAGGAGACACAUUUAAAAAGAAAGAGUCCUUCAAAAAUUUCUCAUUAAACGGAAUUUUUAAUUACCAGAUUAGCCAGGACCAAUCAUAUUGCAAGGCCUCAGUGUCUUCUUGCAUGAAGUUUUUCUAUAGAAACAAGGACGGAAACACGGAAGUUUCUAAAAUUUGAAUAAUACUUUGAAGUUUUUAUUUGAAUACAUCACGUUCUUCAAGCCUUCAAAUUAGUAACUGUAGAUAUUAAGUUGGUCUGCAAACAGGAAUACUGCAAUAUUUCAGGAUUCUAUAUGAAAAUAUAAGAAACACCUUCCCAGGAUGCUUCUAUGAGGUUUGCAGGGAUUGCAUUGAUAAUGGUAUAAAAGUAUAGUACAACUGUACAUUUUUCUUAAAAAUAUUCUCUAUGAUUUUGGAGGAUGAUUGUUUAAUAUUCUGAAGAAAAUGGACAUAUCAGCUUUAGCUUUCUAAAGCCAAAAUUUAAAGACCAGUAUCUCACAUGUCUGUGUAUAUAGCUAGUCUGCUUAAGUGUGAAAGUGGUCUCAUUAUUCUCUGCCUCAACAAAGCAGAGGCUUAAGUUAGGCUUCUUUAAUAGGAUUGACUCCUAAAUCAGAAUUUGCUCUCAUUCAUGGACAGACAUUGUUAAAAUAAGUUGGUAGCAACUUCAUCCCGGUACCAAGGAAACACACGGUUGCCCUUUGUGUCACAGACAGGAACCAAUGCAAUAAGAUGAGAGUUUGAAACUGGAGUUGUCCCUGCUAGGAAGCAUAGGUCAGAGGAUUUUCAAAGGUUAUCAUUCCAUUCUAGCAAAAAACAUUAGCUACUUCCUCUAUUAGGUAGUUGAUGAUGGGUAUUAUGCUGUGGGGGACUUAAGCUUUACUAAAAAUGGGAGCAGUGGCCAAAAGGUUAGGUUUAGAAUAAGUCAAUAGAUGACAUAAGCUAAGGGGGUCUUUUUCAUUCUCUGAAGUUAAACACAAGAGGAAACUCUUCCAACCCAAUUUUUAAAAUUCCUUUUUCCAAGUUGCUUCUUACUUUUGCAACUUACACCUCUCUUAAAUAUCAAGAACAAGAACACCUUGCCAGAGACAAGCAAACAAAAGCCAGGAAGUCAGAAAUAAAAGUAGUAUGUAUGAAUGCAUAUGUGCACUUGUUUGUGUGCUCUUAAUAUAUUCUUUAUUCUUAAGUUGCAAACCUUAAUCUUUGUUUAAAAUAGAACGUUUAUUAGAGUGUGUUCUUUUUUUUUUCAAAAAGUCACAUAUUGAGACAAUGAACGUCAAGAAAAGAUUUCUAAUCCUGUGCAAAAUGGUCAUUUACAUUAAUGUGUCAGAAAUUUUAAAGUAGUCAAAAUGUAAAUUGGUUGUGUCUCUGUCUUUAGUAAGUUCCAGCUUAUUGAAUCCUAUGGUAAUUAAUUUAAGUGAAACUGAAUGAUGGUCUGAAAUAUGGUCUAAGCCAGUCAAUUAAUUCUGUAUUCUCUGUUCAAAGCAAUUUUGAUUAUACUGUGGCUAAGUAAAUUGCACUAUUGUACAUGCAAAGCAGCUUUUUUUUAGGUUAUUCAAUAAACUACUUGGACUGUAGUUCAAUGCAAUAAUAUUUUUUUCAAUAAAAUUCUUAAGAGUAUAGGAAUGUUGGUCAUGUAUUUAUAAGAAAAAUUGAACCAAAAUGUAAGGAUUAAAUCAAAUACAAAAUGGUGUGAAAGUGGUCUGCUUUUCACACUGUUGAUCAUAAUGCAUUCAGCAUUUUAUUUGUUAAUGUAUAUAUUUAUAGUAUAUAUUUAAAUGCUUGGAUUUCGUAGACUAUUUCUUAAUAUUUGAGUGUUAUCAAAUAAAGCUGUUUCCUUAAACUUAAAAUAAAUAUCAAUUAAAAAGUU